AUGGGAGUGCCCAUGAUCAAGAAGUGCUGUUUUUGUGCCACACUACACACUGGCACUCUCAUCAUAGCCUAUCUGUAUAUGGUAUGGGCCCUGCUUGAAUUAACCGGGUACUGUCUGCUGGUGACGCUGGCUCCAAUCGGGCAAGACGGCAAGGUUUCAGCCCAUCGCUAUGUAUUGUACGUUGCUGCGGCCAUAGUCAGUGGUAUACAUCUACUUUGUUCCCUAUUGCUCCUUGUAGCUGCUUAUAAGAAACUAGCAUCACUGACGCUGCCCUGGACUAUAGUGACUGGAAUAUUGACAGCGCUGUUUUUCGUGAUGUGCCUUACGGGUAUAAGUUUGAUCCUGCAGGACUCUGGGAAAACCUUAGAAAUAGAAAUCGUGGUUAUAGCUGUGCAUCUUACUAGAGCUUGUAUUUCUGUUUAUUGUAUUGUCGUGGUACAUAGUCGACAUAAAGAGAUUAUGUACGAAAAAGACGAAGCUCGAUUUCAAGGUUCAGCAAGAAUGUAUUAUCCAGUGAAGACUUCUGAUUAUCCUGUGGUAUUUUAA
This is a messenger RNA of Leptosia nina, 546 nucleotides long. NCBI's taxonomy places the organism in Eukaryota, Metazoa, Arthropoda, Insecta, Lepidoptera, Pieridae. The record is from the annotation of a GenBank genome assembly.